AUGGAGAAGAGCAAUGUAGUGUGCAAUCCCAUUGUGCCAGGUUGUAAAAUGCAUAGAGAUGAAGACGGGGUCAGAGUUGAUGAGACACUUUACAAACAAAUAGUGGGGAGUCUCAUGUAUAUCACUGCCACUAGACCUGAUAUGAUGUUUGUUGUGAGUUUAAUAAGUCGAUACAUGGCUAGGCCAACUGAGCUGCAUAUGCAGGUUGCAAAGAGAGCAUUGAGAUAUGUAAAGGGCACAAUGAAUUAUGGGAUAUUCUACAUUAAGGGAGGAGCUGAAGAGCUUAUGGCGUUCACAGAUAGUGAUUAUGCUGGAGAUGUGGAAGAUAGGAGGAGCACUUCUGGUUAUGUCUUCUUGAUGGGUGCAGGAGCAGUAGCAUGGUCUUCCAGAAAGCAACCUUUAGUUGCUCUCUCGACCACAGAAUCAGAGUUCGUGGCAGCUGCAACUUGUGCUUGUCAGGGGGUCUGGAUGAGAAGAAUAUUGAAGAAGUUGGGAUACUCUCAAGAAGGUUGCACCAUAGUGAAGUGUGAUAACAGUUCAGCCAUUAAGCUCUCUAAAAAUCCAAUCAUGCAUGGUCGCAGCAAGCACAUUGAUGUGCGUUUUCAUUUUUUGAGGGAUCUCACUAAAGAUGGGGUUGUUGAACUUGUGCAUUGUGGGACUCAAGAUCAAGUGGCAGACUUGAUGACUAAGCCACUGAAGUUGGAUGCAUUUCUGAAGUUGAGAAAGCUGCUGGGUGUUCAAGAAGUACCUGGGAUAAACUAA
Rosa chinensis is the source of this 762-nucleotide messenger RNA. Its product is annotated as secreted RxLR effector protein 161-like. The transcript has a single exon. Bases 1 to 762 code for a protein of 253 amino acids. NCBI's taxonomy places the organism in Eukaryota, Viridiplantae, Streptophyta, Magnoliopsida, Rosales, Rosaceae. The record is from RefSeq and is a predicted model, not a curated record.